UCGUCAUCGGCGUCGCCCAGCACAUGGUCGAGAUCGACGAUGGCUCGGGCACGAUCCUCAUCCAGGUGACCGUCGCCAUGAAGAUCAACCUUGGCGACCUCAUCGAUUGCCUCGGCGAGCUCCAGCCCAUGCACCCGCGACUCAAAUGUCAAUACAUCAUUGGCAACCACAUUUACCCGGUGCAGGACCCCAACAUGGAGACCUUGCGGAUCCUUGAAAUCAUCCAGCUGUACAAGCAGUGCUACUUUUCAAACCGGCCGGCGCAAACCGACGCGAUGGACGGCGUCACGCCGCUCCCGACCGUCGUCAAGGCGACCAUCAAGCGCAAGUUCACCCCCGACGGUCUCAGCGACACACUGACGGCGACGGCGCCUCCUGCCGAGUAUUUUCUAACCGUACGCGAGGCCGAGUGCGACCGCUUCGGAAGGGGCCUGCGCCAGCUCGAGCUACGCGCCAACAAGCCGCCGUAUUCGAUCAUCAAAGCAGGCGACACCGUUGUCUUGAACGGAGCCUUUGUCUCCAAAGUGCGGGCAAAGCGAACGUACCCGAGCGUCGUCCAAGCCGUCGCCGCGGAAGAUGCGGCGCUCCUCCUUCCAGAGAGCGUGUCGCCUGCGACGGCUGCAAGCCACUUUCGCAGCUACAUUAGCGAGUACGAAGAAAAGGCUGGUGGCGUCAUCGUCCUCGAAAUGGGCAACGUGCCGGUGGCCGAGCUCAGCGCCGAGGAAAUUGGCACUCUGAUCUAUGAGCAGCUCGAAGCGGCGUCCGCCGGCCUGACGCUCGAAGAGCUCGCAGUCGCGGAGUACUAG
This is a messenger RNA of Saprolegnia parasitica CBS 223.65, 806 nucleotides long. RefSeq lists its product as hypothetical. The record is from RefSeq and is a predicted model, not a curated record. The transcript is spliced from 9 exons. NCBI's taxonomy places the organism in Eukaryota, Oomycota, Saprolegniomycetes, Saprolegniales, Saprolegniaceae. The coding region runs from base 24 to 806 and encodes 260 amino acids.